This is a messenger RNA of Caenorhabditis remanei, 978 nucleotides long. RefSeq lists its product as uncharacterized. The coding region runs from base 1 to 978 and encodes 325 amino acids. Gene Ontology annotation, molecular function: protein binding. NCBI's taxonomy places the organism in Eukaryota, Metazoa, Nematoda, Chromadorea, Rhabditida, Rhabditidae. The record is from RefSeq and is a predicted model, not a curated record. The transcript is spliced from 2 exons.
AUGACGACUCCGUUCCCUCUCUUACGCUUACCAUGGCUAGCUCUGGUUCCUGUUUUUGAACAAAUGGAGCAAAUAGACGUAAUUGCAUUCUCGCUUCUUUCCAAAAGGGCCAAAAAUUUGUCAAAAACCCUUCGCAAAAUAUCUGCCGGUUCUAUCAAUAUAACUGUUAGGAGUCAUUAUCCUCGUAUCACAAUUAAUUUGAGAGAUGAUACAUCAGUGGGGCUCAGCUUGUACACGGAGAAAGUUCCGAAUGCCGCCAACCGAUGUGGGGUUCUAAACAAAACAAUGUCAUGUGAAAAGGGGUCUAUCACUGUCGCGAAAUUGGUUGAGCGAAUUGCUAGCGUUACUAGUUGCGAAUCGCUUGAAUAUGUGGUACUCAGGGGACCUCUACAACUAGAAGUGUGCGAUACUCUCGCUUUGCUGACAAAACUCGGUCAAUUAAUCAUCGUGCAUGACUGUUCCGAUAGUUUUGCAAAGAAAGCUCUGAAAAUCGUCUCGCCAGUUACCACGGAGAUUACAUUGUACCGAAUUCCUUUCGAGACCAAAUAUGGGUUUCAGAAUUUCUUGAAGAGCAAUUUGAACUAUUUGUAUAUUUACAAUUGUUUCUCGAGGUUCACUCUUGACGACCUUCUAGUCACAAACGCACUCAAACUGAAAUUGAUACAAGUCAAGUUGAAAGCCAGGGAUAUCAGUCAAUUUCUUACAAAAUGGUUUCACAGCAAACACAACUCUCGACUAGAACAUCUGUCAUUGUUUUUAGACGAAGUUGUCAAUGAAAUGUGCCUUCCGAGAGUACUGAAGGCUGUUCCAUUUCCAAGAAACCGAGAGAGAACGUUCUUUUAUUCAAAGCAACUAGACACUUCAUCAGAAUCGUUUUGUGGAGGAUAUGAUAUCAAAAGAACAGAUGGGAAGAAGGCCACAAUUUUGUUUCUAGCCGGUCACGGACUGUCGUUUAUUGAUUUUUACUUUUGGCGAUGA